AUUGUAUACUACGCUGCACGAUACGUGCUAGCGCGUAGGUAUACUACAAUAAUAACUAUCGUCAUAAUAAAAAAUUAUUAUUUCAUUUCACUCUUAGUACGCGGCGUACGCUCAGCGAAGACAGUUUUUUUGUUCACUUUCAUUCACGACACAUCUGCUGGCUAUCUAAUUUUUUUUUUCUUUGGCGCGCAAACGGACGAACCGAACUACCUAUCGUUUUUGAAUCUAUACCUACCGGUCCGCGGUAGUUCAUGUAGCGUGGAUCAUCGUUUGUAUUUCUACCGACUGUACAGUGUACAAUAUAGACGACUUAGUAUUUUAUAGAGUAUACAUAAUAUCCCUCUCAUAUAAUACCACUACGAUGCCGUACCAAACGAUCAAGCAGUUUUACGAAAGAAAAAACAUAUUUUUGACCGGUGGUACCGGUUUCGUGGGAAUGUGUUACAUCGAAAAAUUGCUUAGGACUGUGCCAGACAUCGGCAAUAUAUACGUACUGCUCCGGCCUCGGAAGGGACAAGGCAUAGAAGAAAGACUGACCGCUUUGAAAAAUAAUUCGGUAAGUCGUCCAAUAAUUAUAUGUGCCAAUACCUGGGGCUUUUAUUUUUUUUUUUUAAUUCUACGCGUGUCGAUUAUGCUUUGGUGCACGUGAUUUUUCCCCGUCUGUACACGAGUUUUCGAUCAGAAGACUUGCUCUUCUUCAAGAUCGUUUUCUUUUAGGAUUUUGAAUCCAUAUAGUUGGAGAAUUGGAUAGGUCGUCAUUUUUCGAUAUUGUUAUUUUCUCCUAAUACAUAUAAUCAUGAUGAUAAAUAAUUUCUAAAGUAAUUUUGGUUUUUUUGAGUUUUUUUUUUAGAUUCAUUUUUUGAUUUAUACAACUUGAAUAAAACUUUUUCGGCCCCGUAUAUAGAAUACUAGUAAAUUAAUUUGUAUUAUAUUUAACGGGCUAAAAAUUGUGGACACAAACAUUAUAUUAUAGAGAAAUAAAAAAAACACGUAAAUGGAAAACCUUAUAAGUUUAAACAAAAUGUAAUUUUAAAAAAACCAGGACAUAAUUCGUACCAAGCAUAGGUCACUUUAUCACUAUUGUAGAUAGGAAGUUAAGAAGGUAAAGAAUAUAAAAUAGUUAGUUUAUAUACGGAAAGCAACGAUAUAUAUUGGCAACCAAAUACGAUUCUGAGUAGAGCAGUACCGCAUUAAGCUAAAUUACUGCUCAUGGGCAAAUACAUUUUGGCUAAACAGUUGUUGGUUUAUUAUUGUUGGUUCACACAAAUUUUCACCAUCCCAACGCCAUAGGCACUUGCUCCACCUGCUUCCUGAAGUUUACUCCAUUCCAGAGAAAAGUUUUAUUUUAUAGAUUUAUAGCAACAGUUUUUUCAUUGUAUCCAAAAUUAUUUAGAAAUCAACAAAAGUAAAACAGGCGUGAUAUAAUUUAUUGUCAGUUUUUUAAUAUUUUAGAAAAAUAUUGGAAAUUUAUUUCCAAAAAGUACUCACGAUCGAAAAAUUUAAGUCUUUUAAGAGGGUUGAUAGCGGUGUAUAAAUUAGUCGAUUAAGAAUUAAAAGCCAGAGACAAUUUUUGGAAUUGUGUUUAUCGGAUUUAAAUUUGAAAACAUAUUAUGAUUCUUUAAGUUUUGUACUAGGAUGUUGGAAAUAGAAAUUAAUUAAUUUUACUAAAAAUUGUAAAAAAAAAAAAAAAAUGAUUACAUUUUUGAAAAUAUGUUUUGUCUUUUACCUAUGAUAAAGAGAAACUUUCUUGUAGAAUUUGUAAUCUAGUUGGUGCAUUGAGUAAGUGAUUUUUUGAUACUCUUUGUUUACUAUUUUUAAUAAAUGGAAAAAACUAAUACUAUUUGAUACCUAUAAAAAUAGUCGAUUUUUGAGUUACCUUGGCACCAAAUUAGAAAUACGACUAAUAAUACUUAGUUCAGAAUCAUUUUUCGUUAGAAUGGUUCAUUGUUGUGUAUAUAGAUAUAAAUUCAAUUACUCUAUAUAUCCUCCCGUCCAACUACUCUACUAAAACAAUAUCACAUUCAUUAACAGUAACUAUCAGCUUGUUUUUAUAAGUUUUUAAAGUUAAAGUUUAAUGAAACCGGUAAAACUUAUAAAUUGUAUUUUAAUUAAAAUCGUGUUUUCUUAGCAAUGGUUUAUUGGUACAUUUAAGAAUUUAAUUUAAUGUUUCCGAUUUUCUGAGACAGUACUAUGUGGUUAUUUUUCAUUUAGGUGUUCGAAGUCUUAAAGAAUUCCGGCGUUAGCGAUAUUCAGUUUACUAAAAUAGUACCCGUUUGUGGAGACAUUUCCGAGGAAAAAUUAGGAUUGUCAGACGACGAUUUGAAAACGUUACGCGAUAACGUGAAUAUCGUAGUACACUGUGCGGCCACGUUAGACUUCGAAACCGAUUUAAAAACGGCAGUGCACAUCAACUUGAUCGGAACCAAACGGAUAGUGGAGCUGUGUAGAGAAAUACAAAACUUACAAGUAAAAUACUCACCUACUAUUAUUUUAUUUUAACGAUAGGGAGACACUUAGUUUUCCUAUAAUCCAUUGUUUUACAACAGUAAUUAAUUUUUCCUAAAUUAGUAAAAAUAUUGGAGAAAACUUAUAGGUACAAUUAGCUUUAACAUCAUGAAUCAUCUAACAUAAUACAUUUACCGGUGUGUAUAUUUUUCAGUGUUUGUUGCACGUGUCGAGUGCCUAUACCAAUAGUAAUAAAAGUCACGCUGUAGAAAAAAUGUACGACGCACCGGCUAAUUAUAAUGAUGUUAUUAAUUACGUUCAAACCAUGGAUAACGAUCAAUUAAAUGACACUGCCGAAAAGUCAGUAUAACCUAUAUUCAAUAUUUAUAUUUGUAGUGUUUAUCAUUAAUUAUUAUUAAUGGAUAUCAAUGAAAUGAUUCAAAUAAAUAGCGUUUGUUAUUAAUCUAAACUAUUGUUAUUACUAGAGUUGUGAAAAAUGUUACUUAUAUUAAAUUAUAAGUAAACUAAACAGUAAUAUGAAUUAUAUUUGAUUACUUUGAAAUAGGUAUUAAAUUAAUUAAGAGUUUAUAAAUUUAAUUUAAUUUUUAUUGAAUUGGUAAUAAGAACAAUGAUACAGGUAUAGGUACUUGCCUGUAAAAUAAUAUAGAGUUUAGAUUUGUACAUAAGUGCGUUUAGUUAAUAUAAAAAAAAAAAACACACGAACAAAUGCAUGUUUCAGUUAAAAUGUGAUAUUGUAUUCGUAAAAAUAUUUAUUAACAAGUAAAUAAUUCAAAUUUAAAUAAUAAUUAUUGAUAAAUUCGUACCUAUAUAGGAUUAUGGGAGAUCACAUCAACACUUACACUUUCAGUAAGGCUUUGGCCGAACAUGUGGUAAACGAUGCAAGACAUGAUUUUCGUACUUGUAUAGUACGACCGAGCAUGAGUAAGUACACUAUGUAUAAUAUAAUUUAUUUAAACAUAAAGUUUUCCAUCGGAAAUUUUUCCUCAAAUUGUUUACAUAUUUUUGUUAUUGUGAAUAAUAUCACCAAUAAUAUUAUAAUAACGUAAAAAUACAUUUUUGAUAGUUUUUGUUUAGCUAUAGCUUGAUUUUUUUUUACAUUUUGUUGGCAAUCGGAUUUUAGAAUAAUUAUUGUGUCACCAUCGUCGCCUGUAAUUAUUUUAUUUGAAUGUGAUUGUGAAUAGAUUUUGAUUUUAGAUCGAAAAGUAUCUAUAUAAUAUUGCAGUAACUUCAUGCUAGAUUAUUGUUUUGUACAAGUUACCUGUUUAUAGUAAUACAUACGGUUUGUUCAUUUUAUUUUCCACAGUUGUUGCCACAUGGAAAGAACCAGUAGAAGGAUGGACAAUAUCCAAAAACGGGCCGCAAGGUUUCAUCAUGGGUGCCAUGAAAGGAGUAGUGAGGCGUUUACCGUUAAACGGGUCUUUAAUUGACGAUUAUAUACCGGUGGACAUAGUAAUUAAUACAAUUAUUGCCGGCGCAUGGUCUAGUUGUCAACUGCCCGACAGGUAAAUAUCGCGUAUACAUAUAUACUAUAUAGGUAUCUUUGUAAUGUGAUAUGAUUAUCAGUAGAGGUUCGUGAACUUUAUAAGUGGUGUGGCAAAUAUUUUGAAGUAACUAGGGUAAGAGAUCCAUAAAUAGACAAAUAUAUACUUUCAGAAAUAGAAACCAAAGUGUUGUUGUCAUUAAUUAUUAUUUGUUAACUUUAGGCUUCAGUUAUCUGCAAUUAUAUUGAAAAUUAAAAAUAUUUAAUACAUAUAUAGUACAUAUUUUUCGAGAACUCAUAAAUACUAUAUUAAAAAUGAAAUUAUUUUUAUGAUUUCGAAUCAUGACAUUUAUUUAUAAUACAUUUUUAUGAAAUAUAUAUAGUGGAUACUGUGUAAUUUUUGUACCUAAUGCCUAAGAAAACUGUGGAUAAAGCACUCGCAGUGCAUUAUUCGCCUCGUCUGGAGAGGUACCACUGAAGAUGAUCAGGACUGUGAAAUUCAUGCAGUUUUUGCUUUCACAUAUCGAUCUGCAAUUUUAUUCCCUAAGUUUAAAAAUAACGACAAACCGUAAAUUUUUUUAGUUUUUAGUUAUUUUCCAAUUUUUUUUUUGUUACAUAAAACAAUAACGUAGUAGAAGGCGAGUAAGAUGAUAAUAUAUUAUUACAAAAGAGGCGUACCUAUAUAGUUGUUAUUAUAUUAUAGGUGCUUGCAAUGAAAAAUGAUUGUAUCUAUGAUUAUUUUCUUCUUCGUGAUUAGUAAUCUAUAUUUAUUUUGAAGGUCGUGGUACCUAAUAUAAUAUUGCGUUGGCUUCAGAUAACAUUUUCGUAUUAGCUUACGUCACUCCUCAAGUUAUAUAGUCUGGCGAUGACGUAAUAUCACGAACAAAAUUUUUACUAUUCCCUCUCCCCUCAUGUAUCUCCCUCCCGUCCACAAAAACAAACUUUACCACCAAAAUAAUAAUAAUUUAUAAUAAGACGGAGUCCGGAAUUAUAAAUGUUUAAAAAAAAACGUUUAUAAUGUGCACGAUUCGUUCAUACUGGGUGAGUUAAUGAUUGAUAUUAAUAACAUGGUUAAAGUAUUAAUUAAAUGUUUUAUUAUUUAUCAAGUUAAGUUAAAAGUUAAUUUGAACAUGAAAUGUUUUUCUCAUCAAUUCAUCAGGCUCAGAUCAAAUAAGGCAUUUUAAACUUAUUAAUAACAAAUAAAAAUAUGAUUAUUUAAAUGGUAUUCAAACAAAUGUUUAUCUAGGUUCUUUAUAUAAAUCAUUACAUUCAUAGCUUUAACUAUAAUAUUAUGAUAAAUAUUAUUUUAAAAUAUUUUAUGUGUUUUAUAGGCAUUUUAAUGGUUUUAAUAAAAUAUAUUAUGCAAUUUUUUUAUAGUUCAUACGUCGGGCAAACACCGAUAUUUCAUUGUACCACGAGCACGUGUAAUCCGUUCUAUUGGAACGAUUUCAAGUCAAUGUUAAAGACAUUUUUGUACAACUAUCCCAUACAAAGUGCCGUAUGGUAUCCGAACAUAAAAUUUUUGCCUAGUUUAUUGAUGUACCAGAUUUCGUCAGCAAUUUUUCAUUUCAUCCCUGGGUACAUAUUAGAUUUUGUUAUCAAAAUCUCGGGCGGAAGACCGAUGUGAGUAUAUUAUAAUAUUUGUAUACAAUAUAAGUAGGUAUAUAAUAUAUUAUACAAAUAUAUAUACGUUUAUAAUAUUAUAUUUAGUCAAUAAUAUUUAAAUUAUGUACAACGAAAAUAAUAAUCACUCAAUAUUUUGAUAUGCAAAACAACUUAAUAAACGGAUAUUAUAAUUUUCAGAAACGAAUUUCCUAUUUAGGUAAUUUUAUAUUAACAGCAGGAUAACCUUCCUCAAGCCUUGGGUGAACAAUUAUUUCACGUAUUUCAAGUGUGAAAUGUAUAUUUUUAUUUUAAUUUUAUGCUUGAAAUUCAUUGUUCUCUGACGUAGACAUUCUCUUUGUUGGAUUCCUUGUUUUCUAUUAAAUUUUUAUCAUAGUAAUCAUAGGCGUGUGUAGACCUUGCUGACAGGAGGGGUAGAGUAUAUAUAUAUAUAUAUAUAUAUAUACAUUAUAUGCAAUAUAAUUGAAUAUUAGUUUGGUUAUUAGUUAGUUCAACUUAUAUUAGUGACGGAAGUAUUUCAAUUUUAUAUAUCAUUAAUUUAUAUACACAUUUAAUAUAAUAAUUGAAAUUUCACAGUUUUUGGAAGAGUUACUAUGAAAAUGUCUAAAAUGUAUCGAUCUUUGUUAUCGAUUUUAUGAUUCUGUAAAUGACUCUAUCGAUAGUUUGUACUUACCGAAUAUAUUACCACCAAGCUGAGAACGACCAAUUAUCAUGAUGUAUAAAAUGUGUUUUCCCGCCAGUUUAAUCUAUUGUCCUUGGCAAAUCAGUCAAGAGUUGCAGGGGUGUUAAACUUGAUGGUUCUUCGAGUAUAGUGAAUUUAUGUGUAUUUAAAUUUUAAACCACGCCGCCAUAGAUGUUAAACGAUUUUUUUUAUUAUCGCCUAUGUAAUACUACAACAAUUUGGCGCGAUUUUAAUAAAACUUCGUCGGCCUUAAUAAACCGUCAAUACGUAUUUUGUUGGUGAAUUUGAUUCUGUAAAAUAUCAUGUGUCCAUCUAGAUUUCUAUUUUUUCAUUUGGAAUAUGAUCUCCUGGUUAACCGCUACGUAUUUACAUCUUUGGUACCUUGGGGCACUGUUUAUUUAGCACUAUUUCAUAUAUUAUGUAAGAACAAUUUGUUUACAAUGCGCUAGAAUUUCGUGUUCCUCACUUAACGUAUUAUACUGUACACUUUGUAUUCUAAAACAUUCUAUUUUAAACCGUGCUAAAUGAUUGUAAACUAUGAAGUAUUAAUAAUAAUAAUAAAUUAAUAAUAUCAUAAAAUUAUCACGUGCCACCCAGAACCAAUGUCUUCAAUUGGACCUCUUAAAUACGUUUUUACUGAUAUAUUAGAAUUAUUAGCCACUACACUAUUACAGCCAUUGUUGUAGGUGGGAAGUUGGGAAGGUUCCUACCUUCAUACAGACAGGAAUUUAAUGUAUAUCUGUAAGCAAUUUAAUUAAAAUCAAACCAUUGAUAACGAAAAAUCGAUUCUGAGGGGAGUUCAGUUGAUAGUGUUGCUUUGUCAACACUAUACAUGUCAUAUUAUAGUAAAAUAAUUAAAUAGGUUCUAUAUAUUUUCUUUAAUAAUAUUUGUUUAAUGUUGUACCAAUAUCUCUCUUGGAAACACAUAUUGUUGUAAUCAUUUAAGAUUACAACAAUAUGCGAAUGUAUCGCCCAGAAAACAUUUCCUUUCAGAAAAGGUGCUAUACUUGAUAAUUGGAGUAAGCUUUUUGGUGGAAAAAUUGUUCACAUAAAAAAAAAAAAUAAGCAUCUUUGUAAAACCGAUACAUUCUUCGCUAAAUUCAAAAUCUAAAAUAACAUUUUUCUGAAUGAAAAAUAAAAUAAAAUAAACUGGUAAAAAAAAAAAAAAAACAAAAAUCCUUUGAGUGAUUAAUAGUUAAAAAUAUAAAAAAGCACUGAUUCUGCUGAUGGGUGCUGUAGGUGGGGAAAUUAAGGUACAUAAAUAUGUAUAAUAUUGGUUGUGUGUAUUUACAAUCGUUUUCGAUUCAACCCAUUUUUAUUGAGUAUAGAUCAGAUGGCAAAAAAAUUAAAAAAUUAAAAUUAAUAUAAAAUGUUUAUUUUAUGGAUAAAUACAAAUGUUAAGUACUCGUAUUUAUAACAAAUAUCGUUUAAAUAUCAUUUUUGCUUGGUAUCUAUAUAAUAAUUCGUUAACUAUUAAUAUUAUUAUUAUUAUUCAUAGUGGGAAUAAAGAGGGGGGGAAGCACAGAAGAGUCUAGGUUAAUUAACUAGUUUUUUUUUUAAAGAUGCAAAACUUGAACAGGUAUAAUAUGUAACAAAAUUAAAACAAUGUACCUUAUAAAUGUAACGAUUAUAUCCGUCUCAUGAUAGGUAUAUUAUGUUUGUGAAUAAAUAUAUUGAAAAACUUUGGACCUCACACCAGUUCCACCCUCCCCCCUCCUUAAAAUAAAAUACCUACCAAUAUUUGAUUGGAUUAAAAUUUACAAAUAUUACAUAAAUCCGAUUUUAAACGCGAGUACAGUAUUGCGAUCACACGAUAGUGUAGUUAUUCGCAUAGGCCUCUAGUAUGGAAUUUUGACUAUUUCAUUUAAAACUUAGUCAGAAUUUAAAACUUAACGAAAAUGUUUUCAUAAUGUUUUUCUGAUACAAAUUAAUAAUUAUAUAUUCUUGUAUACGAUUAUAUGAAUGUUAUUUUCAAAAUUUUCGAUACCUUAGACAAAACCCCUUUUGCGAUUACGAUUCUUACUACUCGUGUAGUGCAACAACAAGAGUGAAGAGACAUAACAUUUUAAAUAAAUAAUCGAUAGUUGUUUAUUAUAAUUGUAAAUAAAUGAAUAAUUGAUUGUAUAAAUAAUGAUGAACUGACAUUUUUUUUUCAUGAUUAUAUAAAAUGAAUCUGAAAAUCAGGCCAAUAAAUAAAUAUUUUGUUUUCUGUUGAACAAUAUAAUUUAUUCAAUAAAUUCUUAUUCUUGUAAUUCAUGAUUUUAUUUCGUAAUAAUAUUUAUUGUUAUAGCAUAACAAGUAUUUUAUUACAUUAUUAGUUAUUACCUACUUUAUUAGUGUUGGGAAAAAUCCGGAUUGGCUGAAUUUUGUAAUCCGAAAUUUAUAUUGUCAAUCAGGAUUUAUAUUGCUUUUAAAUCUUGAUUUUAGAUUUUGAAAAUGUUUCCAUCUUGUAUGCAAUGUUUCAUUUUUCAUAAUAAAUGAAAUAUAUGUACACAAUUAUUUAAAAAAACUACACCUAAUCAUAAUUUAUUAGACAUUCGUUUAUUAUGAAAAAAAAAAAAAAUAAUAAAAAAAAUGUUUAAUAUAUUUUUCGAAUAUUGAAAAAUCCAAAAUUAUAGGUGUUUUGGAUUUUAAAUUCGGGAUUCGAUUUUAUUUUGGCUGCACUCAAAUUGCAUGGAAAAAAAAAAUCUGAAUUGCAUGUCAUCUCUUAGAGAAACCUGUCCGAAUUGCGUGCCGUGUAUAAUUAAUAAUAAUAAAAAAAUAAAAUGGCAUUUUCCUUCCCACUUAUACAGACUUAGGAUUGAUAGUAAAAACUUAAUUCUUAUACUGGUGUGGUUAAAAAUGUUUUAUUUCUAAUUUUAUAUUGUUAAUUAUUUUAAUAUUAUUUUACUAUUUUAACGAAUUUAUACGUAUAAUAUCGUAAAUAUAUUAUUGUCUAACAUCUUAUAUACCCAUUUAUUAUGUCAUGUGUUAGAUUUAUUUUGUUUUCGGCAACGCCAUAUGUGGUAACUUUUCUAUACAUAUUUGUCUAUUAAUUUCAUUAUUUUGAAUUGCGUUAUCACUGAACUUAUACAUUCUUCUUUUUCUAGUAUUUCUCGACGUUUUUCAUUUCAAUUGGAAGAACGUAUUUUUACAUAUAUAUAUAUCACAUUGUACUUGCUUUAAAACAUCGACUUGUUGAAAUAUAUUAGGACUUGGAGAGUAAAACAUGCUACUCAGUUUGAAAUGAAAUGAUUCACAAACAUUGGUUGUAUGCAUUGUAGAAUUAGAAAAUUCAGCCCAAAUAUACUAUUUUCGUCGUUGAUAUGAAAGUUAUCUACAGCACGCAAUUCGAACAUGCCUCAAUAAGAAAAGGGCAUGCAAUUCGGACGAACCCCUUUAUAAAAUUGUAUGCAAUUCAAAUGUUCCAAUUUAUAUUUAUUAUUUUGGCAUGCAAUUCGGAUUCACCAUUUAUAUCACGUCGCGUCACGUGUACUUAUUUUAUGUUUUACUUAUUAUUACUUGAAUUGGGUCUUGUAAAACGAUACCUACUAUGUAGACAAGUGUCUAUAACCUAUAACUAUAUAAAUCCUAUAACCUAUAAUUCUAGGUAAUCAAUUAAUUUUUUUUUUCUUUUUGUUGUGUCGAUUACAGCCUUAUACGAUUACACACGAACGUAAACAGAUCGCUCAGUAAACUUGAACCGUUUAUAUUUCGCGAAUGGAGAUUCGAUAACACUAAAACCGUUAUUUUGCACAAAGAAAUGAGCGUCUCCGAUCAAUCCGAAUUUUACGUCGACCCUUCGAAUAUAAAUUGGAAGACGUACCUCAACAGUCUUGCAAAGGGUGUACGUAAAUAUUUACAUAAUGAAGACGAUAAAACGCUGAAAAAAGCGCAGCGGAAACAAUCCAUGUAAGUGCAACAAAUUACGCCGCGACUAUAUUGGCGACGAACGAAAUUGAAAUUGGCCAUUCGAAUAACUUGAAUUGUCCACUAAAAGUCCAAAACUCUUUCAAUAUACUACUCAUCUGAACAUUUUAUAUUUGCGUGUCUAUUAUGUGCCCAUUGUCGCAGCCAGAAAAAAAAGCUGGGAUAGAGGAUUUAACCUUUAACCUAACCUUAAACAUUUUCUAAGAUUUAUAUUAGGGUAACUCUAUAUACAUAAAUUAAGUUUACUUUUUUAUUCGUCCACCCAUGUUUUUUCAUAAAAAGCAAUUCAAUAUUGAACUAUAAUGAAGUACUUUUGUUCGUCCGCCCCAUCGUAUUGUCGAAAUGUUUAGUUUUAUUUCAAGCUUAUAAUCAUUGUUAUUACUAAUAGUAUAUUAUAUCAUUUCUUUAUUUUACAGUUUACGGUUGGCAAACAUCGGUGUACAAUUACUAGUCGUUUUCGGACUGUGGUAUUUGUCGUCAAUAAUUACGGACACGUCGUUUUUAUCAAAAUACUGGGUAGCAGUGAUUGUCGUCAUUUUUGGAUAUAUUUUUUGAAUUCAUUCAAUAAUGUAAAAUUGUUUCAAAAAAAAAUCUUUUAUGCACAUUAGAACUUAGGUGUUUUAUUUUUAUAACAAUAUUAUUAAUUAUAUUAUUAUUUUUGUAUAGCAUUUUAAUUUUAAUUCUACUACAUAUGCUGAGGUUUAUGACAAUGAUAAUUGGUACAUCGAUUUAUAUCAGUUUUAAGUCACAAAAAUAAAAUUCGUAUUAUAAUUUAAUAAGUAGGUAUAUAUUGAAAUAAAUAUUUGUGUAAUAUG
Molecule: messenger RNA, 10975 nt
Organism: Cinara cedri
Lineage: Eukaryota; Metazoa; Arthropoda; Insecta; Hemiptera; Aphididae
Source: the annotation of a GenBank genome assembly